Gigantopelta aegis is the source of this 3763-nucleotide messenger RNA. RefSeq names its product cilia- and flagella-associated protein 45-like. NCBI's taxonomy places the organism in Eukaryota, Metazoa, Mollusca, Gastropoda, Neomphalida, Peltospiridae. The record is from RefSeq and is a predicted model, not a curated record. The transcript is spliced from 9 exons. Bases 123 to 1784 code for a protein of 553 amino acids.
CGCAACCGCAGACACCAUGGUUACCAGAAGUAAAUAAUUUGAUGUGUGCAGUUGAGACUUUUAUGGUUGUGGUGAUCUUAUUUUAAAUAUUAUUCAAGUAUUUUAGAACAGACGGACGUAACAUGCCUGGCAGUACCAUUUCUGCUAGUAACAGCUCCGCCUCCUCGGCCUCGAGGAGAGCAAAAACCCGACAGUACCGGACAGUCAGUCACCACUCACAGGUGGACGAGAGCCUGUUUGGUGAUCGCAACCAGAACAACCAGAAAAACUGUGCCCCCCUCGAUAACCCCCAAGAAGUUAAUAUUCAGAAGCAGGCACGUGAUCGAAACCGGAAGAAGAGAACUCCGUAUCAAAACAAAGAGACUGUUCAAAUCAUAACCAAAGAUCUUAUUCGCAAUCUCAUUGUACCUACAGACGACCCCUCUGGAAAAUCGAUCAUUCUAGACCCGGGGGAGUUUAGCCGAAUCCUCGGCAGUUCACAUGUGCUCACAAGAGAGGAGAAACUGGCUCGAUGGGAAGCGAUGAAGAGGGAGAAAGAACAGUUAGUGGAUGACGCACUUGAACGCAAACGUUUCAUCAAGAGCAUGGACCUUGCCCGACAGAAACAUGAGAGGUUAACUGACCUUGAACUUGAGGCGAAAGACAAAGCCGAACAUCUGCUAGCUAACGCAAAUGCCAUGAGACAGGAACAAGAGGACGAGAUCAAAUAUCUCAAUGAGCUGAUCCUGAAUGCGAAGUGCCAUGCAAUCCGUGAUGCACAGAUCCUGGAGAAGGGCCAGAUAAAGCGUGAGAUGACGGAGGAGGAGCGCCGACUCGACAAGAUGAUGGAGGUCGACCGGCAGAACGCCAUUGUCGUACAGGAGGAGAUCGAGCGGCGUCGCCGUGACGACAAGCUGUUUGGGGCGGGCAAGCUGCUGGAGCAGAUUGAGGAGAAUGAGCAGUCGCGUCUGUUUGAGCUGGAGAAGAAGGACCAGGAGAACGUCCAGAUGCAGAAGUACAUCGAGAAGCUGAUGGAGGAGGACAUCGCCGACCUCGAUAAGAAGAAACGUGACCAGGUCGAGCUGCGGGAAGAGCUAAAUAAAGCUAAUGAUGCCAUCAUGCGGCGCCGGGAGUUGGUAAAAGAGCAGGAAAUGCUAGCAGAGAUGAAAGUUCUUGAGUUCCAGAAAGAAAAAGCGGAGCGCGAGGCCGUGUACGAGGCUGAGCAGGAGAGAAUCCGCAUCCAGAAGGAGAAGGAAGUGGCUCACCUGCGCAGUCUGCAGGAGCGAGCCCAGGACAAGCAGGCCGAACGGGACGCGAUACGGGCGCGGCGGGCCCAGGAGGAGACGGAGCGGGAAUGGCGGUUGAAGGAGGCUGCCCAGCAGGAGAAGAAGGCUGCAGUGGAGGCCAUGUUGAAGGAGGCGCGCACGGUGCAGCUGCAGCACAAGGAACACAACCUGGCCGUGCAGGCGCAGAGGGAGCGCGCAGAGUUUGAACGCGUUCUCAGGGCUCAAAAUGAGUUGAUGGAGAAGGAGAAGCGAGAGGAGGAGACUGCCGCAUGUAAACGUCAUCACCACGCCGACGAGGUUCGAGCCCAGAUCCGCCAGCGCGAGCGAGAGCGCAUCCUUGAGAGAAAUGAGUUCUUCGAGGAGGGCGUGCGACUGGACGAGGAGGCGCGCCUUCGCAGACAGAAACUGGAUGAGGUGAAGAGCAAGAAACUGCAGGAACUCAGGGCUGCUGGUAUACCAGAGAAGUACCUGUCACAAGUUGAACGUAAAGUCAACCAGCCUCAGAAGAUUAUGGUUUAAAGUAAACCCUGACUCAUACCAAUGAUGAAGAAUUGCCAUUCACAUAUUGUCAAAAUCAGCAACCGAUUGUGAUUGAAUACCUACAAUCAGUGUUUUAGAAUAUAGUAUUUCUUCCAUUCAGCCAUAUAGUAUUAUGGAAAAGGACUUGCAUUGAACAUUCAGAGUGGAAGUUACAUAAAUAUCAGUAUUUUUAUUAACACAUUGUGGAAGCCAUUCUUUUAUUUAUAUGGUGUAUUUUGUAUUGUUAAUGAUGUAAAUAAAUAUAUAAAUAUGAUGGUUAUACAUAUUGUUCUUGUACUGUAUAUUGAAAUUGAACUAGGGUGGAUUUUAAAUGAAUGUACAUGUAUAUGGGUGUGUUUGUUUUAAUAACAUUGCCAGUGUUUUAUGCUGUUUAAAGCACCAAUCUCAAGUAUAUUUUUAAUACAUUGGGAACACGUGAUGAAGAAAAUACUAUGUAAGCAUUUCCUCGGUCUCCAGAAAUGAUUUUAAAAUUUUCAGUUUUGGACUGCUGGAUGAAUUUGUAAAUUACUUUUUUUAUACAUUCAGAUAUGUAUUUGACAUCAGAUAUGUAUUUGACAUCACUAGAUGUGAAAACGUGACUGCUUCUAGCAAGAAUCUAGGUUUCAGACUGAAAUGUCAUUCAGUGUUAUAGGAGAUUUAUGUACGUGGUGUUUUUGCAUUUGAAAAAGAUGUUAAUUGAUUUCGAAGGCAAGAUUUGGUCGUUAUUAGCAACACCAUAUAGUCAUGAGCCAAACAUUUAAGAUACAGUGAAAUUCUUUAUCUUUGUAGAUUUAAAUUCUUAGGUUUUGCCAAAAAUAGAAAUUUCAUUGGGUACUUUAAUUCAUGGAUAGAAAAGGUAGUAUCAUAAAUUAGUAAACAUGUAAUAUAUUUUCAUUGUGUUCUCAAGUUCACUGACUUGACUAGUCCACAAAUUACACAAAACGUAGGCAACCACGAAAAAAUAAAUGCAUGUCUUUCGUGUAAUAUGUGGCAUGGUCUCUAUAUAUAUUUUUGUAAAUAAAGGUUUUUUCUUUUGUUACAUAGUGUUAAAUGUAUUGUUUAAUAUGGAUAAUAUAUAUUCGUUGUGUAAUAUAUAUAAUGUUAUACAAGUUGUUCAGACUGUGAUUUAUUUAUUUAUUUCAGGUAGUGACUGAUUUGCAUGCAAAAUAGUUCUAUCAUUGUUAUAUUGUAGGGAGACAUACCGUUUUAAAAACCCCCCACAAUUGCUGGACUUGAGACGCCCAUGGUUGAUAAAAAUAAUAAGUCGCAACUGGUGAAUUUCAUCAGCUAUUGAAACUUCUCCAUUGGCUAUGUUGUACAGAUUACCGAUUAAUUAAUUUUCUUUUAAAAAUGUCAAGAAAUAGAUAUUAAUUUUUAGUACUGUGUAACUCUUGUAAACCAGACACCCUCGUAACCAAGUAAAAAGUCUGGUUUUAAGAGGUAUCCGUUUUAGAGAGGUUCCCUUCUGUACAGAUGUUUAAAAAGACAAUGAAAAAUGUCCUGUUUUGAGGGAAUUCUGGUUUACAGAGGGUAUGGUUUUGAGAGGUUUCACUGUGUUAUGAUAGCAGAAAUCUCCAACAAAUGUUGCUCAUAUAAUGGGUGAAGCAUUUACUAUGAAAAUACACAACUGAAAAUAAAAACGUGUCAUUUAUUUUUGGUAUUUUAUUUCUGUAGAGUAAAAUAAUUUUUAAAAAUUGCACCAUUAUUUUGGCGAGUAUUUGGAUAGUUACUCAAUAGUGAUGCCGAAAAGACAUGUCACCAACUUUCACUACAUCUACCAUGGAAAUGAAAUAAAUAAAUCUGUUUUGAAAUAGUUUUAUGUUUUCUUGUAUUGUAAACUAUUUUUCAGAAUUUCAAGGAACAAAUAUUUUGGGUUCAUUAUAAAAAUAAUUGCACAGAAUUGGCUGGAAGCAACAUUAAAUAUAAUAAUUGGGAUCAUUGUGAAUGCUGUGUAAAAUAAUAAACAAAACAUACAAAAA